Molecule: messenger RNA, 2565 nt
Organism: Rhinolophus ferrumequinum (greater horseshoe bat)
Lineage: Eukaryota; Metazoa; Chordata; Mammalia; Chiroptera; Rhinolophidae
Gene: PGM1
Product: phosphoglucomutase 1
Exons: 11
Coding region: 244-1986 (580 amino acids)
Biological process (GO): carbohydrate metabolic process
Cellular component (GO): cytosol
Molecular function (GO): phosphoglucomutase activity; magnesium ion binding
Source: RefSeq, a predicted model, not a curated record
AAAACAACUUUGAAGAUCUGCUUUGGAUGUGGGCGUGGGUGGGUGUAUGGCCCUUAACUUUUUCACAAGGGGCGACAACAACAAGGAAUUAACUCAGCUUCCUCCUUGAGAGUGAUCAUCCAGACACAGCCUGUGUUAGUUAUUCAGAGAUACACCGUUGCAGCUUUAGGUUGGACAGACUGUUUUGUGGACCUUUGAUUGCUUUCUGGAUACCCUCACUGAACCAAGUGGUGGAAGUGAAAGAUGAGUGAUUUUAAUGAAUGGAUUUCUGGGAAAUACAGAAAAAUGGAAGAAGGUCCUCUCCCUCUGUUGACUUUUGCUACAGCUCCCUACUAUGACCAGAAACCAGGAACUAGUGGAUUACGGAAGAAAACCUAUUGUUUCGAUGCAAAGCCAUGCUAUCUGGAGAAUUUUAUCCAGAGUAUAUUCUUUUCCAUAGACCUAAAAGAUCGCCAGGGAUCCUCACUGGUGGUUGGUGGAGAUGGGCGGUAUUUUAAUAAAUCGGCAGUAGAAACAAUAGUGCAGAUGGCGGCUGCCAAUGGGAUUGGUCGCUUGGUUAUUGGACAGAAUGGAAUCCUGUCCACCCCUGCUGUAUCCUGCAUCAUUAGAAAGAUCAAAGCCCUUGGUGGGAUCAUUCUGACAGCUAGCCACAACCCUGGAGGGCCCAAUGGAGAUUUUGGAAUCAAAUUCAAUAUUUCCAAUGGAGGUCCUGCUCCGGAAGCAGUCACUGAUAAGAUUUUCCAAAUCAGCAAGACAAUUGAAGAAUAUGCAAUUUGCCCUGACCUGAAAGUAGACCUCGGAGUUCUGGGAAAGCAACAGUUUGACCUGGAAAACAAGUUCAAACCCUUCACAGUGGAAAUUGUGGAUUCGGUGGAAGCUUAUGCUGCGAUGCUGAGGAACAUCUUUGAUUUCAAUGCACUGAAAGAACUGCUUUCUGGUCCAAACCGACUAAAGAUUCGCAUAGAUGCCAUGCAUGGAGUCGUGGGACCGUAUGUAAAGAAGAUCCUCUGCGAAGAACUCGGUGCCCCUGCAAACUCAGCAGUCAACUGCAUUCCUCUGGAGGACUUUGGAGGUCACCACCCUGACCCCAACCUCACCUACGCGGCUGACCUGGUGGAAACCAUGAAGACAGGAGAACAUGAUUUUGGGGCUGCCUUUGAUGGAGAUGGGGAUCGAAACAUGAUUCUGGGCAAACAUGGGUUCUUUGUGAACCCUUCAGACUCCGUGGCUGUCAUUGCUGCCAACAUCUUCAGCAUUCCCUAUUUCCAGCAAACCGGGGUCCGCGGCUUUGCACGCAGCAUGCCCACCAGUGGUGCCUUGGACCGGGUGGCUAAUGCUACAAAGAUUGCUUUGUAUGAGACCCCAACUGGUUGGAAGUUUUUUGGGAAUUUGAUGGAUGCAGGCAAACUAUCCCUUUGUGGGGAGGAGAGCUUCGGGACGGGUUCUGACCACAUUCGUGAGAAAGAUGGACUCUGGGCUGUCCUUGCGUGGCUCUCCAUUCUAGCCACCCGCAAACAGAGUGUGGAGGACAUUCUUAAAGAUCACUGGCAAAAGUAUGGCCGGAAUUUCUUCACUAGGUAUGAUUAUGAGGAGGUGGAGGCUGAAGGCGCAAACAAAAUGAUGAAAGACUUGGAGGCCCUGAUAUCUGAUCUCUCCUUUGUGGGGAAACAGUUGUCAGUGGGUGAGAAAGUUUACACCGUGGAAAAGGUUGAUAACUUCGAGUACAGUGACCCGGUGGAUGGAAGCAUUUCAAGAAAUCAGGGCUUGCGACUCAUUUUUGCAGAUGGUUCUCGCAUCAUCUUCCGACUGAGUGGCACCGGGAGUGCAGGCGCCACCAUUCGGCUGUACAUUGACAGCUAUGAGAAGGACCUUGCCAAGAUCCACCAGGACCCCCAGGUCAUGUUGGGCCCACUGAUUUCCAUUGCUCUGAAGGUCUCCCAACUCCAGGAAAGGACGGGACGCACUGCACCCACCGUUAUCACCUAAGAUGACAUCUUAGGCCAGAUGCAGUACGUCUCUCCAUCCCAGGACCCGCCAAGUCACCUGAUUGAAGAGCAUGGACACAAACAAUGUGUAUUCACCCAGGCUUUUUAGGAUUCAGUUUUUCCACUAACCAGUUGUUGAUGAAUGGUACGUUUGCAAAACACUGCCAAUUGAGAUGCUCUUGGGAGCCUGUGGGAAAGGGGAAAAAAGACCCAGGGGCUUAUGCAAAUGUCAGUCCCUUUCAUGUCCUUUCACACUGCUGCUCUGACGGUAUUGUCUCCUUAGCACCAAGUUCUGUUUACACUGCAAUGUAAGAUAGAGGUUGAGCAUCAGCUAAUGAGGCCAUUUUUCAUCCUUAGGAUGUGCCAAUGAAAUGACAGUGCAAGUUCCUUUCUCCUUGGUGAACCUUUUCCCCCAUUUAUUGUUUACAUGUAAUCCAGCAAAAUGCCACUUCUGGUGCCUUUUCUCCAAUCAGUUCUUUCCUUGGAGUGAGACGUACUUGUCUACAGAUUUCAGCCUUGUUUUGCAGCACAGUCCCAUUCACACAAAUAUUUUGGGAUAUUAAAGCAAAAUAAGCUACUA